GAGGGGGCCUCAGGGCCCCCCCCCCAACUAUGGACGAGCGGCUGCUGGGGCCGCCCCCUCCAGGCGGGGGCCGGGGGGGCCUUGGAUUGGUGGGUGGGGAGCCUGGGGGCCCUGGCGAACCUCCCGGUGGUGGAGACCCCGGUGGGGGUAGCGGGGGGGUCCCGGGAGGCCGAGGGAAGCAAGACAUCGGGGACAUUCUGCAGCAGAUAAUGACCAUCACCGACCAGAGCCUGGACGAGGCCCAGGCCAAGAAACACGCCCUAAACUGCCACCGAAUGAAGCCUGCUCUCUUCAGCGUCCUGUGUGAAAUCAAGGAGAAAACCGGCCUCAGCAUUCGAAGCUCCCAAGAGGAGGAGCCUGUGGACCCGCAGCUGAUGCGCUUGGACAACAUGCUUCUGGCAGAGGGUGUGGCUGGGCCUGAGAAAGGGGGCGGCUCAGCGGCAGCAGCUGCGGCCGCCGCAGCCUCCGGAGGCGGCGUGUCCCCCGACAACUCCAUCGAACACUCGGACUAUCGCAGCAAACUUGCCCAGAUCCGCCACAUUUACCACUCGGAGCUGGAGAAGUAUGAGCAGGCGUGUAACGAGUUCACAACCCACGUCAUGAACCUGCUGAGGGAGCAGAGCCGCACGCGGCCUGUGGCCCCCAAGGAGAUGGAGCGCAUGGUGAGCAUCAUCCACCGGAAGUUCAGCGCCAUCCAGAUGCAGCUCAAGCAGAGCACCUGCGAGGCCGUCAUGAUCCUGCGUUCCCGCUUCCUGGAUGCCAGACGGAAACGCCGUAACUUCAGCAAACAGGCCACUGAGGUCCUGAAUGAGUAUUUCUACUCCCACCUGAGUAACCCAUAUCCUAGUGAGGAGGCCAAGGAGGAGCUCGCCAAGAAGUGUGGAAUCACUGUCUCUCAGGUCUCCAACUGGUUUGGCAACAAGCGGAUUCGCUAUAAGAAAAAUAUUGGAAAGUUCCAAGAGGAGGCAAACAUCUACGCUGUCAAGACCGCUGUGUCAGUCACCCAGGGAGGCCACAGCCGCACCAGCUCCCCGACACCCCCUUCCUCCGCAGGCUCUGGCGGCUCUUUCAAUCUCUCAGGAUCCGGUGACAUGUUUCUGGGGAUGCCCGGGCUCAACGGAGAUUCCUACUCUGCCUCCCAGGUGGAAUCACUCCGACACGCGAUGGGGCCAGGGGGCUACGGGGAUAACCUCGGGGGAGGCCAGAUGUAUAGCCCUCGGGAAAUGAGGGCAAACGGUGGCUGGCAGGAGGCUGUGACCCCGUCCUCAGUGACAUCCCCGACAGAGGGACCAGGGAGCGUUCAUUCUGACACUUCCAACUGAUCUCGCCCCUCAGGGCCACAGGGGUUAGGGGCUCACAAGGCACCUCUUGAAGAGGACGCAGGCAUCCAGAGGACAAAACCCAGACAAAGGAGAAGCACAAGAUAGAGAAGGGCAAACAGAGUCAAUCCCCUCCCUGGCCAGACUCUCUCAGUGCUGGGGGUGCUGACUACAUGGCAGGGAAGAUGGGGCCCCUUAAGGGGAAAGUGGGGUCUGUCUCCCCCUUUUUUCCUUUUUUCAUUCUUUUUCUCCCCCUUUAUCUCUCACAUAGAAAACACACGCACCCAGAAUCCUAUUUUUCAGAUCUUUCCUCUCCUCCUCUCUCAUACACGCACGUACAACUAUUCUGUUUCUCUCUCUCUCUCUCUCUCUCUCUCUCUCUGGGCUCCCCAACUCUCCUUCCCUCACCCCACUUAUCUGCUCUGGGAUCUGUGGAGAUGCCAGCCCUGCCCAGCCAGAGAUGCCAAAAAUGGGGACAUGACUUCUGGACAGAGGACGUGGGCCACGCCCCCUGUGCCUCCCCACCCCCUGCCCCUCCAGACGGCUUUAUUACCUCAUACGCAGCUCAUCUUAAACCAAUAGAAUCGCUCGGUGGACGGGAGUGUCUGACUCAGAUAUCUACCUCGGAGGGAGUUUCUGCUACUUUAGGGAAUUGUUGACUGGGCUUUGGGGUUGAACUUUUUUUUUAAAGGAAAGAAAAAUUAACCCUGGGAUCCAUCUGUAUUUUUUUUAAUUUUUAUUUCGGGGAUUUUUGGUGGUGGUGGUGGUUCUUAAUUUUUAAUUUAGUUUGGGGAAGUAGAUGUUUUUAUAAAUA
Balaenoptera ricei (Rice's whale) is the source of this 2133-nucleotide messenger RNA. RefSeq names its product PBX homeobox 2 (gene PBX2). Bases 30 to 1322 code for a protein of 430 amino acids. Gene Ontology annotation, molecular function: DNA-binding transcription factor activity, RNA polymerase II-specific; RNA polymerase II cis-regulatory region sequence-specific DNA binding. Gene Ontology annotation, cellular component: nucleus. Lineage: Eukaryota; Metazoa; Chordata; Mammalia; Artiodactyla; Balaenopteridae. The record is from RefSeq and is a predicted model, not a curated record. The transcript is spliced from 9 exons. Gene Ontology annotation, biological process: neuron development; embryonic organ development; eye development.